AAAAAGUACCGGUUCGUGUCGUGAAACGCUCAGUUACAGAGUGAGCGACAAAGUGUUCAGAUAACUACCUACUUGGUCAAGAUGUCGGCAAAACCAGUUCUGUAUUAUACGCUACGUAGCCCUCCAUGCCGCGCCGUGCUGUUGACAGCCGCCGCUAUUGGACUGGAAUUAGAAUUGCGUCCGACGAACCUCAAACAGCGCGAUCAUCUAACACCUGAAUUCCUCAAACUCAAUCCUCAGCACACCAUACCGGUGCUGGAUGACAACGGCACUGUCGUAACAGAUUCGCAUGUGAUUAACGCUUAUCUGGUGGAUAAAUACUCAUCAGAUGAGACACUCUAUCCCAAAGAUCCGCAGAAGCGUAGGGAAGUAGAUGCGCGUCUCUACUUCGAUGCCGGUCAUUUAUUCCCACGCGUGCGUCUUAUGGUCGAACCGAUUAUCUACUUUGGUGCGGACAAAAUUCAGGAAGAGAAAAUCUCAUACAUGCAAUUGGCCUACGAUGGUUUGGAGAAGUGUCUUGCCAAUGCGUCGUAUUUGUGCGGUGAGCAUUUGACUAUCGCUGAUCUUUGUGCUGUCGCUUCGGUGUCCACCGCCGUGCAAUUUGCGCCCAUCGAUGAAGAGAAAUUCCCACAGUUGGCUGCUUGGUUGAAGCGCAUGUCGCUCUUGCCUUACUACGAGAAGAGCAAUAAAGAGGGCGCUGAUUUGUUGGGUAGCUUUGUUAAAGAGCAAAUGGUGGCGAACAAAAAAGCUAAAGAGGCAGAGAAGUAAAAGAGCGGCAGCUUUGAUCAACAUUGAUAUUAGAAUUUAAUAAUUAAAUGAAGCAAGAGAAAAAUUUAAUGUGAAACUAAGAAAAAUUUCGAAGAGAAUACAUUUAAUAAUUGUUAGCUUUUUUAAAGAGAAACUAAAUAAAUAAUUUAAUUGUUUGCAAAAGAGAA
This is a messenger RNA of Bactrocera neohumeralis, 935 nucleotides long. RefSeq names its product glutathione S-transferase 1 (gene GstE11). The transcript has 3 exons. Bases 82 to 768 code for a protein of 228 amino acids. NCBI's taxonomy places the organism in Eukaryota, Metazoa, Arthropoda, Insecta, Diptera, Tephritidae. Gene Ontology annotation, molecular function: glutathione transferase activity. Gene Ontology annotation, biological process: glutathione metabolic process. The record is from RefSeq and is a predicted model, not a curated record.